GAGGGCGCUGGUGGUUUUUUGGUGAUCUAACCCCGAGAUUGACAGAUUUUCCCAGUCGAUUUUCAGGGAUUAUUGUCGGGGACCUUUGGGGAUUGAUAAUUCAUCAGCUAUGGCAGCCAGGAAGACGAAUUUUCUCUUCAACGCUUCCGUGAAGCAAUGGGCUUAUGAUUUGUCUCGUUUCAAUCAGUAUGGUCUGAGACACGACGACUGUCUGUAUGAGACUCCAGAAGUCCAGGAAGCUAUUCGUCGUCUUCCUGCUCACGUUUAUGAUGAACGUACUUUCCGUCUAGUUCGGGCGAUGCAGCUCAGCUGCAAUAAAGUCGUUUUACCGAAGGAACAGUGGACGAAACGCGAGGAGGACGUGCACUACCUUCGCCCCUACCUCGACGAAGUUCUCAAAGAGAAAAAGGAGAAGGAGGACUGGGACAGGGAAUGAAUAAAUUCAUAUAAUAACAUUUAGAAAAUUACUGAAAUUAAUAUUUACAUAAUCUCUUGAUAUCUGGAAGAAACACUGUAAAGUUAACUUCAAUACAAAAGUUGUUGUAAAUACAGAAUACAUAGUUAAACAAUGA
Messenger RNA from Fopius arisanus, 572 nucleotides. RefSeq names its product cytochrome b-c1 complex subunit 7-like. The record is from RefSeq and is a predicted model, not a curated record. NCBI's taxonomy places the organism in Eukaryota, Metazoa, Arthropoda, Insecta, Hymenoptera, Braconidae. The coding region runs from base 110 to 436 and encodes 108 amino acids. Gene Ontology annotation, biological process: mitochondrial electron transport, ubiquinol to cytochrome c. The transcript has 4 exons.